Messenger RNA from Manduca sexta (tobacco hornworm), 4192 nucleotides. Its product is annotated as zinc finger protein 879. Gene Ontology annotation, biological process: regulation of transcription by RNA polymerase II. The record is from RefSeq and is a predicted model, not a curated record. Bases 152 to 2125 code for a protein of 657 amino acids. Gene Ontology annotation, cellular component: nucleus. The transcript has 12 exons. Gene Ontology annotation, molecular function: DNA-binding transcription factor activity; RNA polymerase II cis-regulatory region sequence-specific DNA binding; zinc ion binding. Lineage: Eukaryota; Metazoa; Arthropoda; Insecta; Lepidoptera; Sphingidae.
ACCCAAUACAAACAUAGCAAUAAAAUGUAUACAAAAUUACAAGACAACACCUCUCGAAUGAUUAUUGACUGAAUUAUUAUACAAUUUUACUAAAAUAAGCCAAGUUUUACCUCCAAGUAUUAUAUAUUUAACGUAGAAUAAGUAUGCUAAGAUGUCCGAUCUGAAAAUAUGUCGAAUAUGUUUGCGAACGGGCGGCAAAAUGUACAAAUACGAUAAAUAUCAACUGAAGAAUUAUUACGAGCAAGUUAUGUCUAUGAAAUUAAGCGAAAAGGAUAGUCUUCCAAAAAGGUUUUGUUACGAAUGUGCCACACUACUUCACAAGUUCCAUAAGUUCAAGGAGAAAUGCUUCACCGGUCAGAAGAUGCUAAACGAAAUACUUUGGAAAGGGGCGAUAACUUACGAAUCUCUUAAAACAAUAGACAGACAAAGUCACAGUCUGACGUCUCUAGACGUAAUAACCAUAAGCAAAAGAGUGAAAACGCACAUCUACAAACACAAACAAAAGCCUAGAGUUAAAAUACAACAAAUAGAAUUACCACCUAUAGAGAAUGUAGAGAUAGAUUUACAAAGCGAAUGUUCGUUUAGAGACGAUUACGAUGAUAAAGAAACUAUUGAAACCAAGGUAGCUAAUAUAGAAAACGUAUUUACUGAUGAUGUGAAGGUACCUGAUGAUAAAUUGUCAUCCGAUGAUGAGACAUUACUAAUAAAUCUAGGUAAGAAAGACGAUGACAAAAAGGUAAUAGAAACCAAAAUAGAUUAUGAUGGAAUGUCAUCGGAUGAUGAAAAAGCUCUCAUAGAUUUAAGGAAAGAGAAUGUUGAUAAGAAGUCUAAUAAUAACAUCCUUUUAAAUAAGAAAAAGGUCAAAAAGAAAGAGAAGAAAAAGAAAAACAGAGAGAGUGAAGAAAACACAAAUAAAUUCCGUUUGGAGUCACGGAAAGGGAAAUUUCUGGAUUCGAAUAACUGGUUGAAGAUAUAUUUGAAUGAAGAGGAGGCUGAGAGGGAGUUUAAGGCGCGCGGUGAGGACCGCAAGUACCUCAAGGCUCCGUACAAGUGUACGGAUUGUUUUAAAGGAUUCUCGCAGCAGGAUAUGCUGGAUAGGCACAUCAAGUUGAGGCAUGUAGAGACUCUAGGUCCAAUCGAGUGCCGUUUCUGCCGCAUGAGGUUCAAAUGGAAGUGCUAUUUGACGAGACACAUGCCGCGACACUACACGAUAUACAAGUGCCUGCGGUGCAACCUUGUUUGUAGGAUGGAAACUUCAGCAGUUUUCCACGAAGACUAUCACAACGGCGUCAUACGGAAAUGCAAGCACUGUGGCGAGGAAUUUAAACACCUGUCGACGUACUACACGCACCUGCGCACGCACCGCAGCGCGCACGUGUGCCGCGCGUGCGGCGUGUCGUUCGUCAGCGCCGCCGGCCUGCAUCUGCACCGACUCGUCAAGCAUGUGGGCGCGGCGGAACAGACACAAGAUGGCGCUAAAACUGAUGCUCCAAGCGACACGUACUGCGAGCGAUGCAACAUAAAGUUCGAGACGCGACACGCUUAUGAGGAACAUCUGUUCCACUCCGCCAUGCACUCUAAAGGCGUCGAGGACCUAGCUGAAGACACUCCUGCGCCGGCGUGUCCCAAAGUGAGGAAGAAAGGCAUGAGGACUCCGCGGAAACCGACCACCUGUAGCUACUGUGGUAAAAUAUUCCCAACACAGUCGGCGUGUAUGAAGCACCACCACGCUGAACAUCCCCGGACGCCGUUCUUCCCAAACGAGGAGAGGCAUAUCUGUGAGAUCUGUGGAAUGUCCUUGGCUGCAGUAAGCGUGGCGCAUCAUCUAAACACGCACACGCGCGAACGCCUCUUCACGUGCAACACGUGCGGCGUGCAGUUCAACUCCAAGAGCAGUAUGAACCGACACCAAUUGACGCACACGGGAGAGAAGCCGUUCGCGUGUUCGCUAUGUGACAAGCGGUUCACGCAGAGCAACAGCGUGAAGCUGCACUACAGGACCUUCCAUCUCAAACAGCCUUAUCCUAAACGAAACAGAAGAAAAAAGACGGACGAGGUGACGCUGGCCGAGGACUUCAGGACGGAGGGCGAGUCGGAAUCACUCACGCUCGAUAGAUGGCGCUAAAUUAAAUUUAAACUACGAACGCAGCUGUACAAAAUAAUUUAUAACUACCUUAGUGAUAAAGAAGUUCUCAAAGUUUAUCGAUAUUAAAUAUACACCAAUCAGAAUACGUUUGACGUGCUUAUAAAGUAUUACUAAUAUUGAUGGGAAUAUUCUGUUAAAGGUUGGGAUCAUUAAAUGUAAUCCUCCGAUAAUGUUUAAAAAAAAAUGGAUAUAAGACCUUUUCUUAUACAGGCUUGGUAAAUCGUUAAUUGUAAUCCUCCGAUAGUCAAAAAGUCUUGGAAAAAGGAACGUUUUUAAUACAGGCAAAGUAAAGUGAGCCCAUUGCAUCUGAUUAGUGCAGUAGGGUCCAAAUAAAAUGUUAACUGACAAAAAAUAUUUACCCCUUGCCAGUCAACUAUGCCGGUCUAUUUACAACAGGGGCCUUAUUCUCUAUCCCGCACGUUAUUUUGACAGUGCGUAACAAGCACUUAACACAGCGCAUCAUGUUUAGGACUAUAGAAAUUUGGCUUACAGAAUACCAUUCCACGCACAUUUCUCGAAGAUAACAUGACACGGCCGCGUUACGCGUUUACACUAUCAUACAGAAUAAGGGCCCAGGAUAUACACAGGCUGGUCCUGGAACGCGACACACUUAUGUGGGCCAGUAUGGCGGGUUUUACUCCUUAUGUACGGUGGUCACUAUCCGGGUGGAUACAAAUACCCCACCACUAGCAAAUGUGCACCGAAUUUCCCUUUUCCAGUGUCCAGAGUAUUAUGUAUACAAAAGGGGUAAUUUGCUUAGAAUGUGCAAUAAAAUACACGACACGACUCCGUGUCGUUUUAUUGUGAUUGGUUGAGAGACUAACACGUGACUGAGGCAUCGAUCUCUCGACCAAUCACAAACGUCGAAAUUAAACGACGUCGAGUUACAAGUCGCGUUUUUUUUGGGAUAUUUUAAGGUGGUUGAUAUCGGCAUUUCAUUAGUUUUGACGCUUUCUACAAAGACAUUUUUUGAGAAUAUUUCGAGAUCAAGAUGGACUUAAUAAAGAUGCCGGAAUGCUGGCCGCUUCCAACAAAUCUAAAAUACAGAAUAAACCUAUCGGCCGUUCUCAAUAAACUAUCACUAUUUUAUUAGUUAAUCCGAUCCCGAGAAUAAACCAAUAAAUAUUAAUCCUUUGUAAGCACGUCAUAAAAACGUUGUUCUGAUUGGUCCAUUUUCGCCAUGAUUUAAAACGGAGAUAAUUUAUUAAAAACGGCGGUAUUUUAUGUCAAAUGCAAGUAACCUGACAAGUGACAUUAAAUUUGACAUCAUCGUCAUAUGUUUCUGCGACGGAAACAACAAAAAAGAAACGGCUUCCACAAUAUACUUUCCCAAUUAAUUCGGUACCUCAUAACAAUAAUCUAAUAUGUGGCCUAAUAAACACGUGAUGGUCAAUAUUAAACGAAACAAACCAUCAUGUUGUUGUUUAUGCCGCAUACUUGGGACAGGAAUACACAUGUUACUGAUAAAAGUUAUGCGUCUACGCAUUUAUUAAAUCUGGCACAUUGUGUAAAAUUAUUUGUGAAAAUAAAUUAACUUUAGAUAGCAGAUCUCGUAAUCCAUCCCGUCUGGAGAGAUUUAAUUUUCCUUAUAGCGGCGUUAAGGUAAAACACCGUGGUAAUAAAGGAAUAGAUGGUUGCGUUUCUCUAUGGAAGGGGAAGAUUUCCAGCCAGGCAGAUGUUGCGCCCGACCUGUAGCGGCCCCUCCGAUGGUUCUAAUUCGGAGGUGGUAUAUAUGCAGCGCGUCGCGUAAAUUCUGCAACCGCAAGCCAGUAUCGUCUAUCGCCAUCUAGUGUGAUGCUAUGCGAUAUUACAAUUAUAUUGCAUAGCAUAUUGUACCGCCACAUCCUAUUUCCGACAUUAUUGUAAUAGUGAUAAGUUACACAUAUCCUUGUUAGUAACAUGUGCAUUCCAAACCAACUUGAACUGUAUUUGUUAAAACAUUGUUUAAAUUUUUUGAAAUUUUUGCAAAGUGACGCUUAUAACAUUUGCGUGGAUUAGUGAUGUCUUGUGUACGUGUAGGUUGUAGUAAAUACAAUUUUCUAUACA